Carassius auratus (goldfish) is the source of this 3698-nucleotide messenger RNA. Its product is annotated as zinc finger protein 501-like. The transcript has 3 exons. The coding region runs from base 1 to 1533 and encodes 510 amino acids. Gene Ontology annotation, cellular component: nucleus. Lineage: Eukaryota; Metazoa; Chordata; Actinopteri; Cypriniformes; Cyprinidae. The record is from RefSeq and is a predicted model, not a curated record. Gene Ontology annotation, biological process: regulation of transcription by RNA polymerase II. Gene Ontology annotation, molecular function: RNA polymerase II cis-regulatory region sequence-specific DNA binding; DNA-binding transcription activator activity, RNA polymerase II-specific.
AUGGGGGCCCAGGACGAUCCGGAGGCCUUCCUGGAGCUCUUCGAAAAGUCGGCGGAGGCCUGCGGAAAAGAAGAGGAACCAGAAAUAUUGAGAAUAAAACACGAGGAACAAGGAGAGUUCAUUGAAGAGAAAGAGGAAAAUGAAGAAACAAGUGAAGUUGAGGAGAAAAAUCAUAUUAAAACUGGAGGAAAAUCUUUGAGUUGCUCUCAAACCAAACAGAAAGAUGUAAAGAAAAAUAGAGUCAAGAAAUCUUCAAGAAAUCAAGAAAUCACCUGCACUCAGUGUGGAAAGAGAUUCACACACAAAGCGAGUUUUGAGCGUCACAUGAGAAUUCAUACUGGAGAGAAACCUUUCACUUGUGAUCAGUGCGGGAAGAGUUUCAAACAAUCAGCAAACCUUAAGAGACACAUGAAGAUCCACACUGGAGAGAAACCGUACACAUGUGAUCAAUGUGGUGAAAUGUUUUUAUGGGCUUCACUUCUUAAGAAACACUAUAAAUUUCAUUUAAAGGAGAAACCACAUUCAUGUAAUUUGUGUGGUAAGAGUUUAUUGAAUCUACAAAGUUUGAAAGAACAUCAAAAAAUACAUACUAGUGUGAGAGCGCACAUGUGCUUUGAGUGUGAAAAGACUUUUAGUUCAGUGAGCAAUUUAAAACAGCAUGCGAGGAUCCACACUGGAGAGAAACCUUAUAAGUGUUCACACUGUGACCAGAGAUUUAGUCAAUCAGCAAAUCUGAAAACACAUGUGAGGAUCCACUCUGGAGAGAAACCUUAUAAGUGUGCACACUGUGACCAGAGAUUUAAUCAAUCAACACAUCUGAAAACACAUGAGAGGACCCACACUGGAGAGAAACCUUAUAAGUGUUCACAAUGUGACAAGAGAUUCAAUCGUUUACCAUAUCUGAAAACACAUGAGAGGAUUCACACUGGAGAGAAACCUUAUAAAUGUUCACACUGUGACAAGAGGUUCAGUGAUUCAUCAAGUCUGAUAACACAUGAGAGGAUUCACACUGGAGAGAAACCUUAUAAAUGUUCUUACUGUGACAAGAGAUUCAGUGAUUCUUCAUGUGUGAAAUCACAUGAAAGGAUCCAUAAUGGAGUGAAACCUUAUAAGUGUUCACACUGUGACAAGAGAUUCAGUCAUUCAGCAAAUAUGAAAACACAUGUGAGGAUCCACACUGGAGAGAAACCUUUUAAGUGUUCACAGUGUGACAAGAGAUUUAAUCAGAUGCCAAGUCUGAAAACACAUGAGAACAUCCACAAUGGAGAGAAACCUUAUAAAUGUUCACACUGUGACAAGAGAUUCCUUGUUUCAUCACAUCUGAAAACACAUGAGAGGAUUCACACCGGAGAGAAACCUUAUAAGUGUACACACUGUGAUAAGAGAUAUAGUGAUUCAUCAAGUCUGAAAAGACAUGAGAGGAUCCACAAUGGAGAGAAACAUUAUAAGUGUUCACACUGUGACAAGAGUUACAUAGAUUCAUCAAGUCUGAAAAGACAUGAGAGGAUCCACACUGGAGAGAAACCGUAUUAAAGCACUGUACGUGGGAAGUGUUUCAUUCAGUCAUCUGUUAUACACAGUUAUACAAAAAACAAUCACAGUAAGGCCCCGUACACAUGGAGACACGUUUAGCUGUAUACGUAAAUAUUUUGUAUGGUAUAUGUGUUUCAUCCAGGUGGAUCCGACAUAUUGGGAGAAUGAAAUCACUACUUUUCUUUUUAAACCGGGGUCCAGAGUGGCUGAAUCUAUAAACUACACCUUUGCGUUUUCGUGUGUACAGCCAAUACGUAUAUUUUGUGAAACAAUGAUGUCAUGGAAGAUCAUGUGACCCUUCGGCAGCAAUGCACGCAUAGUCCUUUGGUCUGCUCACUUUGUCAGAAAUUAUAUAUAUCAAUUGUAAACAACUAGCCACAGUCAAGGAUGUUCGGGAAGACAGAUUGAACAAUCACCAAUAAAGAAAAAAAUAAAAGAUUCUGCCAUUUACUGAGGAACUAUAGCUAACGCUAUCAAGCUAGUGCUCAAAGAGCAACAAAGUUCUCUUGAUUCAGUUGUGGAUUCGACAAUUGUAUGAGAAGUACCAAGAGAAAGAGCUUUAAUCCAGUCUUGAAGAAGACGACAGCCCUCGGUCUACAGCCCUCCUCCAGGUUACUUUAUGCUGAACAUUUCUAUACUUUCCCAGUUUAUCUAAAAUGUUAAACUACCCAGAAUAAAACUUGCCAUGUUGCAGCGUCCUAUACUUCUGGGAGGAUUGGGUGUACCCAAUUUUGAAUUAUAUUAUUUGUCCUUUCAAAUUAAGGCUCUUCGUAUUUGGGCUGAUCCUCAAUCUAAAGCUUCACGGAGAGCAAUCAAAGCUGACAAGGUUAAACCACGUAAUCUCCAAGAUAUUUUAUUUGCUGGCACAGGAAAUAAAAAUAAUACACAUAAAUUUUGCCCCUGUCGUGGCCAAUUCUAUUAGGAUCUGGAAAAGGGUGGUAUGCCUGAUGGGAGGACCUUUCAAAUUUUCUAACAAGACAUCCUUAUGGCAGAACUUUAAUUUUUCAUGUGGAAAUCAUCCAAUAUGUCCAGCCUGAAUUGGGCAUAAACCCAUGCAAUGACUUACAUGAUGACCAAAGACUCAUUUCAAGAACUGAGAACUAAGAGUGGUUUACCAGCAUCAUAUUUAGUCUUUUUUCAUUUACGCUCUGCUCUCUGCUCUGCCUAUUGAGUUCCGUGGGCAUCCCCCAUUUCCUCUCAUUCUAUGUGGAAUUUGAUUGCACCAUCCUCUGGUUGGCCAUCUUUUUCUUUAAUAUAUAGCAAACUUAAUAAUCACACUACAAAGCCUAGUUUCUAUUAAACCUAUAUUGAAUUGACAAUUAAAAUAUUUUGAUCAUCAUAUCCAUUUCAAAGUCAUCCAUGGAGCAUAAAUAACUCCUUACAAAAGUUUUAAAAUGAAGCUUCAAUCGACCUAUAACUGCCAUAUCUGUAGAAAUGUAUUAUCUGUAACACUGUAUCAUCAGGUUCUUUUCUUCACAUGUUUUGGGAAUGUCCAAUUGUUGUCAAUUUAUGGACACGUGAAUUCUGUUUUAUCCAUUUUGCUGCAAAUUGAUUACAUGUCUAACCCAUGUUCAUGUUUUCUCAAUAAGGAUUCCAACUGAUCUUUAAGUUCAUUAAAGAGAAUGUUGUGUGCUGGUUUAACAGCUGCAAAGUAGACAAUAAUACAAAACUGGUUCACUCACGUGUACAAAAGCAUUUGAAUUUACAGCCUACUUAAAAUAGUUACUUGUGAAUGUACAAUGGCACAAAUGAACAAGGCUAAAUCCAGUACCAUUGAUGCAUGGAAAUGUUUAUCUACCGGGAUUUCAGGUUAAAUAAGAUUUUUUUUCUUUUAUACUUUCAGAAUGUAAAAAUAUUGAUGUGUCUGUUGCUUCCCCUUCCGUUUAUUUUUAUUUUUUUAAUCAAUGUUGUUUUAUUGAUUCAAAAAUAAAAAAAUGUUGAUAACAAAAAAAGAUUGAUUGACUGAGAUUGUAAAGAGGGUGUAGCACACUCACUGUCGAGUUGAGUACCAGUGGAUUAGAGAUCUUCUCACGCGAGACCCGACGCAAUAGUGCAGCGCGUGGGACAAGACUUGAUAAGCGAGUGCAAAGACUUGUGUCUGUGUGUGUGUGCCGGAUGCGGUUAAAUAAAAUGAUUCAGGGGACUCCCGCAAAAUAGAAAUAUCA